Molecule: messenger RNA, 779 nt
Organism: Helianthus annuus (common sunflower)
Lineage: Eukaryota; Viridiplantae; Streptophyta; Magnoliopsida; Asterales; Asteraceae
Exons: 2
Coding region: 49-609 (186 amino acids)
Source: RefSeq, a predicted model, not a curated record
CUUACUUUCUGCUUGAAGAUCUUUGAAGGGGGCAUAUUAUCAGCAAAGAUGACUGCUGCGAGUGACCCUCCAACAUCACGUGGUGUGCACUGGUCAGUGAAAUCGUGUAAGGAAUCAACAAGAUUGAUCUUGGUCAAAAAUGAGUCUGAGUUCAAGCAUCAGGUUAGCGGGGAUAUAGAUGAACCAGCCGUGGUUCCUGAAACCAUGAGCCAGUCCAAGGCUAAAGGAGACCAAGCAGAUCAAGUCAUGUCAGCAGCUCAUGUGUUGAUUUCCAUGUCAUCACCGUAUUCACCACCACUAGUUUGGUAUUCAUCACCACUAGUUUGGUUUGCCAACAAAGUAACCUAUGUCAAACAUGAUUAUGACUUGGAAUUUCUCCUAAAAAAGGGACAGGCAGGGGGGAAGCUACAUGCAUCUGACUGGGCAUACCGACAACAAAAAGCUCAGCGGAUGCAGAUGCCAGGUCAGCGUGGCAGUCGCGUGAAUGCAUUAAAGGGGAAAUACGCAUCUCUGGAAACUAAAAAAAUCAUUGUCAAUUGGGGGAAGAUAACAAAAGGUAAAAGAAGCAAAAGGGUUCGUAACAGGAAUCCUAUGUCUGCUUUCCUCUGAGGGAGACUUCUGUGUAAAUGGAGGUAAAUACAUCUGCGGAUAAAGUUACAUGCUUAUAUAUAUACACACAAUAACUUUAACUGCUUAUAUAUAUGCUGAUCGAUGGGCAAAAUUCCUAUUUGAGAUGUUAUCGCUACUUGCUAGAUGGAUGAAAUAUAUUGUCGUGUUUC